AUGGCUACCACAUUCGAUGAACAGCCUCUUCAGGCAGUCGAGAACGAAUACGUGGACGCCGCACCGGAAGAUGCAGCUCCCCAGACCAAAGCGAGUGUAAACCCUGACCCGAACGCUGCUGAACCAGUCGCGCGCUUCAGCAAGGGCGAAGUUGUGCGCAAACCAGUGUUUACGAAUGGCGAACGAACGACAGGCGUCUUUACCGUUUACGACCGCAAAUUCAACCGUGCCAGGGGAUACCAUGAGUAUCAGCUCCGGGAUGUCUAUUCCCUGGAGAUGGCAAGUGGCUGGACCCGCGAGAAGGAUCUGAAGCCUCGCAGCUGA
Messenger RNA from Alternaria viburni, 324 nucleotides. RefSeq lists its product as uncharacterized. The record is from RefSeq and is a predicted model, not a curated record. Bases 1 to 324 code for a protein of 107 amino acids. Lineage: Eukaryota; Fungi; Ascomycota; Dothideomycetes; Pleosporales; Pleosporaceae. The transcript has 3 exons.